This is a messenger RNA of Amphibalanus amphitrite, 4118 nucleotides long. RefSeq names its product lysine-specific demethylase 3A-like. The coding region runs from base 1 to 2808 and encodes 935 amino acids. Gene Ontology annotation, molecular function: histone H3K9 demethylase activity; transcription coregulator activity; chromatin DNA binding. The transcript has a single exon. Gene Ontology annotation, cellular component: chromatin; histone deacetylase complex. Gene Ontology annotation, biological process: regulation of transcription by RNA polymerase II. NCBI's taxonomy places the organism in Eukaryota, Metazoa, Arthropoda, Thecostraca, Balanomorpha, Balanidae. The record is from RefSeq and is a predicted model, not a curated record.
AUGGAGGCGGCUGGUACAGCAGGAACGGAGGCGGCUGGUACAGCGGGGACAGAGGCCAGUGACGCCGCUGAGACAGCUCCGGGUGCUGCGGGAGGGCCGGAGGCGGACGGCACAGCGCCGGCUGAGCCGGCCGGGGCGGGUGGCUGGCCGGAGCAGACCGGGACGGAGACGGAGGGCUCCUCGCCGGCCGAGGUGGACGGCUCGCCGCCAACGAACGGCGACCGGACGCCGCCGGCGGCGGGAGACAGUUCCUCGGGCGACGGCGACGCGGCCGCGUCCAACGGUGUGCUGGCGCCGCGCGCCGCCGCCGCCGCCACCAAGGCGGCCGCCGCCAUCAAGAAGAGCCCCGGCAAACCGAGGAAGAGGUCGGCCGCUAGCCCGGGCGGGGAGGCCGUGAAGCGGCCCUCCGUGAUGGCACUGAAAAAGUCGGGCGAAAAGUUCACGCAGACCAACUUUUGCUGUCAGAUCACGUACAAGCUGCCUCGGUGCCGCGAGUGCCGCGCGGUGCCCACCCAGCGACACAACAAGCCGUCGGGCAUCUACUGCCGGUUCACAGCGUUCCGCAAGGUGCGUUACACGCGCACCGGUCAGCUGGCCGUGGCCGGCUUCUGCGACCCGUUCACCGACUCUGGCGGCGAGAGCGACCGGCUGUGGCGCGCCAGCGCGGCCGGCCCGCCCACCAUGCAGCCUGAGAUCGCGAAGUUUCUGCUGGCGCACGUCGGUAACCAGUUCUGUGACCUGGUGUCCGAGGAGGAGGCUGCGCGUCGCGCGCACAUGGGCGACGACCAGACGGUCGCCUGGAAGCGGGUCGUGCAGGGCUGCCGCGAGAUGUGUGACGUGUGCGAGACGACGCUGUUCAACGUGCACUGGGUGUGCUCGCGGUGCGGUUUCGCCGUCUGCGUGGACUGCUACCGGGGCCGGCGAGACGGCACGGCGCGCAGCUUCGGCGACCCGCCGCCGGAGCGCGACCAGUUCCGGUGGCUACUGUGCGGUGCGCGGCCGCACCAGCAGGAGCGGCUGAUGCUGACGCAGAUUGUGGCCGGUGACGCACUGCAGACACUGAACCGACAGGUGCACGAGGCGCGCCAGCUGGCCGGCCUGCCGCUCAGCUGCGACUGCGAGCUGGCCAAAAAGCUGCAGGCCGAGGCGGCCGAGACCGCCGCCAAAGCCGAUGCCGUGAAGGCGGAGCCGGCGCCGGGCGGCGCGGCGCGCCCGCCGGCCGGCGCGGCGCGCCCGCCGGCCGGCGGCACGCUCUCGCUGCUGGCCGACGUGGCGCUCUCCCGGCUGUCCUCAGACGACAGCGACAGCGACUCGGACGGCUCGGACGGCGGCGGCGGCUCGCUGGCGCUGCGUAGGCUGCUCGUGCCUGGCGCGUCGGCAGACGCCAGGCCGCGGCCGGCGCGCAAGGAGCGGCCGCGCCGCCCCGGCUGGUCCAUGGGUGACUCGCUGGACGAGCUGCUGGACAAGGUGUCGGCGCGCUGCGGGGCGGCCGCGCCGGCCGGCCACGCGGCCGCCGGCCCGGCGGCACUGCAGCACUUUGUGCGGCGCGCCACCAGCCGGCGCGGCUUCCGCGAGCGGCUUCCGAUCCGGAUCAUGACGCUGGGCGAGUCGACCCGGCUGUACCCGAACGUGCGCCACGCGUGGCUCUGUGACGGGAAGCUGCUGCGGCUGCACGAGUCCACGGCGCCGGACAGCGAGCGCCUGUUCCGCGACCAGUGGAAGCGCGGCCAGCCGGUGCUGUGCUCCAACAUCGGCGGCGGCCUGGACCGCUCGCUGUGGUCGGUGGACGCCUUCAUCCGCGACUUUGGCGACGUGCGCAACGACCUCAUCAACUGCCGCACGGGCAACAUCGUGCCCAACCAGCCGAUGCGUCGCUUCUGGGAGGGCUUCGAGAGCGUGACGCGCCGGCUGCGCGACGACAAGGGCCAGCCCAUGAUCCUGAAGCUGAAGGACUGGCCGCCGGGCGAGGACUUUGCGGACAUGAUGCCGCGCCGCUUCUCUGACCUGAUGUCGGUGCUGCCGAUGACCGAGUACACGCGCCGGGACGGCCGGCUCAACCUGGCCUCCUGUCUGCCGGACAUCUUCGUGCGGCCCGACCUGGGGCCCAAGAUGUACAUCGCCUACGGGUGCGCGCUGCACCCGAGCAAGGCCUCCACCAACCUGCACCUGGACGUGUCUGACGCCGUCAACAUCAUGGUGUACGUGGGCAUCCCGGCCGACGGCGACGCCGACAACGCCGAGGCGCUGCGGGCCAUCGACGAGGCCGGCUGCGACCAGCUGACCAAGCGCCGCGUGCGUGACGAGCUGCCGGGCGCGCUGUGGCACAUCUACCACGCCGCCGACGCUGACAAAAUCCGAGACCUACUCAACAAGGUGGCCAUUGAGCGCGGUGACCAGCUGGAGCCGCACCACGACCCGAUCCACGACCAGAGCUGGUACCUGGACGGCCCGCUGCGCCGCCGACUCUACGAGGAGUACCGCGUCGAGGGCUACCCGAUCGUGCAGUGUGCCGGCGACGCCGUGUUCAUCCCUGCCGGCGCGCCACACCAGGUGCGCAACCUGCACUCGUGCAUCAAGGUGGCCGAGGACUUUGUCUCGCCGGAGAACAUCGGCCACUGCUUCGACCUGACGCAGGAGUUCCGCUCCCUCUCCGACACGCACACCAACCACGAGGACAAGCUGCAGAUCAAGAACAUCAUCUACCACGCCAUGAAGGACGCCGUCUCCUGCCUGCUGGGCGCCGCGCGCGCCGACAGCGCGGCGCCCACCGUGAAGGAGGAGCGCGGCGCGGACGACGCUCUCAGCUGAGCUGCCGGCUGCGGGCGGCGGUCCCGGCUCUGUCUCGCCGAGUGGCGCCGCGGCAGUGAGGUUCGGGUCGCCAGCUGCCGGCGGUCAGGACGGGUUUGGGGUGUGACCCCGGCACCGGCGAUCAUGGUGGGUCGGAGGUGCCAGGUCCCCGACCCCGGGACCCGGCACCAGCGGUCGGACGGACGGACGGGUCGCAGGUGCCUGGUCCCGGCAGGGACGGUGUCCGUGUGUGUGCCAUGGGACGGGAUGGCCGGAGUCUGUCUCGGCCGGGACGGGGCGAGUUCGGGCGAUCUCUGCAGACCGUGUUGGCGCCGACAGUCGCACAGCACGCCUGGCCGUCAUAGGGGCGGUGUUAGGGACGCCAGCGUCCGUCCCUGAACUUCCUUCAGCGCUCCCCUCCCUCCCUCCCUCCCUCCCUGCCUGCCUCUGGUACCAAACACUGCCAGGUCCGCUUACAAGUCAAUAAGAAACUCUGAAUGCAAGGAAACAUUGCUGCAGUCUCCCUGGGACAUUGUCGACUGCCUGUUUGUGCCAGGUAUCGCCGUGUCUUUGUCUCUAUCUCAGACGAGUUGGAGCAAUCGAAACAUAGCGAAACGACUGGUGGGAUGCUGCAUCCAGUCCAUGAGCUUGAAUGUGAUUGACAUAUUUUCGGCCAGAAAGUCGGAUGCUGUGAACCUUUGAGUGCAAAAAGCAUCUGUCAUUUUCGUCACACCGCGUGGUAAUGCACUGUCAUUAUCACUCUGUUGGCAGACCUGUUCUUAGCGCUGUGUACAUUGUGUGUAUUUGAAGUGGCGUAUCGUGCGGUAACGGGGCGCGCAGUAGCUCUGUCGGACUAGCGCCGGCUGCCUGACAGGGCCCUGGCCAGGCCUUUUCCGUUUUAUGCGACUGAAGGGGCGCCGGGUGCUCCGCCGCCUUUCGGUACGCAAUAUAAAAUCGUUCUUAUUAUGUGGGUCUGCGAUGACCAGUGUGGAGGUGUUUUUGCCAUUUAAAUGCGCGUGGUCGCUGGUCGCUGGCUCGUGCGCGGUAAAGUCAGCCAGCUUCGGACACGUCGGGUUAAACUAGCAUCGCUCCUUGUCGCUCCCAGCGUAUUACCGACCCAUUGGGCCGCUGUUGAAGAGUAACUGGGAUGACUUGUACGUGUAUCUGCCCAGUCAUCGGCCAUAUCACACCACAGUCAAUACUGGAACGUAGUGCCGCUAUGUUUAUUUGAUUUCACCACACACACAUGUUGACAACUUGAUAGCAUAUUGGCGAACAAAAUAUAGAUAUUGCAGGGCUGCACUACCCAGCUGCGCAACAAUGACUGCAUA